AUGUUGCCAGUGUCAGUUCCCAGUCCUCCGUCCAAGUCGCCCAUUACUGCUUCCCGUUGCUGCUUCCCGUUGCUGCUUCCCGUUGCUUGUCUUCAAUCUCGGCUCUUCCCUCUCUGCUCCUCCCUCCGUGCUCCUCCCUCUCUGCUCUUCCUUCUCUGCUCUUCGUCCUCAGUCCCUGGUCUCAGUCCCUGGUCUCAGUCCCUGGUCUCGUCCUCCCUCCUGCCUCGAUGCCAGCCUUGCGCGGACCGUGUGCCCCCCAGACUGCCUCGACUGACGUCUAACGGCCUUGCCCUCGCCGAAGCCCGCACCACCCACGCCUGCGCCCACACCUGCGCCCUCGACACCCUUUGCCCUCGACGGCGCUCACUCGCUGCACCCCAGUCCCCUCUCGCAGCCAUCGGCCGUCUCGCAGCCCUCGGCCCUCUCUCUCCUGUCUGCCUCCGCCCCGCGGCCAUGCUGAAGCCUGACACGCCUGCCCGUGACGCCAAACCGCUCGACGCCGACACCGCUGCCCCCGCCUCUCCCCUGGCCCGCGUCAUGCGCGAGUUCGAGCAGCUCGUCCUGGACUUUGAGCGCGGCCUGCAGCGCUCGCUCGCCGACCCCUGCCCCGCCCCCCUCGCGCCUGCCUACGACGCCCACGACGCCCACGACAUCCGCCGCGAGGCCUGCCGCCUGGCCAUCUCGGACCUCAGCGACACGUACGCCCGCAAACACAUCCGCUGCUCGCUGCACGCUGCUGAGGCCGAGGGCAAGCGCGUCGAGGAGCAGCUGCACCAACGCGACCGCCAACGCAACCGCGACCGCGCCCUCGCCCUCGACACCGCCGACGACGCCCUCGGCAUCCACCACGGCUACUUCCGCCUUUACUCGACCGAGCUGUUCGACCUGCUCGGCCAGCCCACCGACCUGCGCUUCGGCACCCUGCGCUUCCACAAGCACGCAGACAAUGUACACAACACCCACCCAUACCAAGUAGACGAUGCACACCUAGACCACGUAGACGACGCACACCUAGACCGAAGAGACGACGCACACCCAGACCAAGUAGACGACACACACCUCAACACCCCCGGCGUCACCGUCGAGCUCGCCCUCAGCCACGCCUUCUUCGUCGCAGACUCGGCCGAGACCCUCCCCUACCACACCUUCCGCAUGCCUUCCACCCCCUCGCUGCAGAACAGAGGCCUCCUCAGCCGGAAUCCCGACGACGCCGGCGCCUUCCCCGACUUCGACUCGUGGCUGCUCUUCACCUUCCUCAGCAGCGCCUGUCUGAAGCUCGAGGUCCCCAUCGAAAUGUGCGCCCACGUCUACGGCGGCCGUCUGCGCGGGCGCGAGAACGAGGAGGUCACCUUCUGGGGCUUCUUCGUCGACGAUGACAUGCACUCAUAG
This is a messenger RNA of Ascochyta rabiei, 1389 nucleotides long. RefSeq lists its product as uncharacterized. The transcript has a single exon. NCBI's taxonomy places the organism in Eukaryota, Fungi, Ascomycota, Dothideomycetes, Pleosporales, Didymellaceae. Bases 1 to 1389 code for a protein of 462 amino acids. The record is from RefSeq and is a predicted model, not a curated record.